GGCGCGCGCCAGCGGUGGCGGCUGCCAUGGCGACCGGCAGGUGAGCGGCAGAAGAGCUCGUGGUCCCUGACCCACUCGCGCGGAGGCAAAGAGGAGGCGGUUGCCAAGGCGACAUGGCAGUAGCAGCAGCCGCAGCACCUGAGCCGCCGCUGCCGCUCGCUCAGGACUACGCUAUGGCUGAGCCUGGGCGCAGCCUCCAUCCCUCUGCCGGACGCAGGGGAAGAACUGAGCGGCGCACACUGUGGCUUCUGCGGCUGCUACUCUGGGCUGGGACCGCCUUCCAGGUGACCCAGGCAGCGGGACCGGAGCUUCACGCCUGCAAAGAGUCUGAGUACCACUACGAGUACACCGCGUGUGACAGCACGGGAGCCAGGUGGAGGGUCGCCGUGCCGCACACCCCGGGCCUGUGCACCAGCCUCCCCGACCCUGUCAAGGGCACUGAGUGCUCCUUUUCAUGCAAAGCCGGGGAAUUUCUGGACAUGAGGAACCAGUCCUGUAAGCCAUGCGCUGAGGGCCGCUACUCCCUCGGCACGGGCAUCCGGUUUGACGAGUGGGAUGAGCUGCCCCACGGCUUUGCCAGCCUCUCAACCAACAUGGAGAUCGAGGACCCCACCACUGAGUCCAUGGAGAACUGCACCACGUCCAAGUGGGUUCCCCUGGGUGACUACAUCUCCUCCAACACGGACGAGUGCACAGCCACGCUGAUGUAUGCUGUCAACCUGAAGCAGUCUGGCUCCGUCAGCUUCGAGUACUACUACCCAGACUCCAGCAUCAUCUUCGAGUUUUUUGUUCAGAAUGACCAGUGCCAGCCCAAUGCGGAUGACUCCAGGUGGAUGAAAACCACAGAGAAAGGAUGGGAAUUCCACAGUGUUGAGCUAAACCGAGGCAAUAAUGUCCUCUACUGGAGAACUACAGCCUUCUCCGUGUGGUCCAAAGUGCCCAAGCCCGUGCUAGUGAGAAACAUCGCCAUAACAGGGGUGGCCUACACUUCAGAAUGCUUCCCCUGCAAGCCCGGCACAUACGCGGACAAGCAGGGCUCCUCUUCCUGCGAACUUUGCCCCGCCAACACUUACUCAAACAAGGGAGAGACUUCCUGCCACCAGUGUGACCCUGACAAGUACUCAGAAAAAGGAUCCUCCUCCUGCAAAUUAUGCCCAGCCUGCACAGACAAAGACUACUUCUACACUCACACAGCCUGUGAUGCCAACGGAGAGACACAGCUCAUGUACAAAUGGGCCCAGCCAAAAAUCUGCAGUGAAGAUCUCAAGGGGGCUGUGAAACUGCCCGCUUCUGGCGUGAAGACCCGCUGUCCACCCUGCAAUCCAGGCUUUUUCAAAACCAACAACAGCACCUGCAAGCCCUGCCCUUACGGCUCGUACUCCAACGGCUCUGAUUGCACCCACUGCCCAGCCGGUACUGAGCCUGCCGUGGGAUUUGAAUACAAAUGGUGGAACACGUUGCCCUCAAACAUGGAGACCACUGUUCUCAGUGGGAUCAACUUUGAGUACAAGGGCAUGACCGGCUGGGAGGUGGCUGGUGAUCACAUUUACACAGCGGUUGGAGCUUCAGACAAUGACUUCAUGAUUCUCACUCUGGUUGUGCCAGGAUUCAGACCUCCACAGUCAGUGAUGGCAGACACAGAGAAUAAAGAGAUGGCCAGGAUCACAUUUGUCUUCGAGACCAUCUGUUCUGUGAACUGUGAGCUCUACUUUAUGGUGGGUGUGAAUUCUAGGACCAACACUCCCGUGGAGACAUGGAAAGGUUCCAAAGGAAAACAGUCCUACACCUAUGUCAUCGAGGAUAAUGCCACCAUGAGCUUCACCUGGGCCUUCCAGAGGACUACUUUUCAUGAGACGGGCAGGAAGUAUACCAAUGACGUUGCCAAGAUCUACUCCAUCAAUGUCACCAACGUCAUGGAUGGGGUGGCCUCCUACUGCCGUCCCUGUGCCCUGGAAGCCUCUGACAUGGGCUCCUCCUGCACUGCUUGUCCUGCUGGCUACUACAUUGAUCGGGAUUCAGGAACCUGCCACUCCUGCCCCCCUAACACGAUCCUGAAAGCCCACCAGCCAUAUGGCAUCCAGGCCUGCACACCCUGUGGUCCAGGGACCAAGAGCAACAAGAUCCACUCUCUGUGCUUCAAUGACUGCACCUUCUCAAUCAGCACUCCGACCAGGGUUUUGGACUACAACUUCUUGGCUUUGGCAAAAACCGUCUCUCUGGCUGGAGGGCCAAGCUUCACUUCCAAAGGGCUGAAAUACUUCCAUCACUUCACCCUCAGUCUGUGUGGAAACCAGGGUAAGAAAAUGUCCGUGUGUGCCGACAAUGUCACUGACCUCCGGAUUCCUGAGGGUGAGUCGGGUUUCUCCAAAUCCAUCACUGCCUACAUCUGCCAGGCGGUCAUCAUCCCCUCGGAGGUGACAGGCUACAAGGCUGGAGUGUCCUCACAGCCUGUCAGCCUGGCUGACCGACUUAUCGGGGUGACAACAGAUAUGACUCUGGAUGGAAUCACCUCCCCAGCUGAACUUUUCCACCCGGAGUCCUUGGGAAUACCGGACGUGAUCUUCUUUUAUAGGUCCAAUGAUGUGACCCAGUCCUGCACUUCUGGGAGAUCAACCACUGUCCGUGUCAGAUGCAGUCCACUGAAACCUACCCCGGGAAGUCUGUCGCUGCCUAGCGCAUGCUCCGAUGGGACCUGUGACGGCUGUAACUUCCACUUCCUGUGGGAGAGUGUGGCUGCCUGUCCGCUCUGCUCCCCGGCUGACUACCACGCUAUCGUCAGCAGCUGUGUGGCUGGGAUCCAGAAGACUACUUACGUGUGGCGAGAACCAAAGCUAUGCUCGGGUGGCAUCUCCCUGCCUGAGCAGAGAGUCACCAUCUGCAAAACGAUUGAUUUCUGGCUGAAAGUGGGCAUCUCUGCAGGCACCUGUACUGCCAUCCUCCUCACCGUCUUGACCUGUUACUUUUGGAAAAAGAAUCAAAAACUGGAGUACAAGUACUCCAAGCUGGUGAUGAAUGCCACCCUCAAGGACUGCGACCUGCCAGCAGCUGACAGCUGUGCCAUCAUGGAAGGCGAGGAUGUGGAGGAUGACCUCAUUUUUACCAGCAAGAAGUCACUCUUUGGGAAGAUCAAAUCGUUUACCUCCAAGUUGAUGAACUGUUUGGGCCUUUUAACUUCCAGAAGGAGUAUUGAACCAUCCACCUUGGUGUGGAGCCAGCAGACAGCAUCCAAGCAACUCCUCCAGGGCCACAGCCCUCUGCAGCCCCACUUCAGCGGAACCCACACUGCUGCCCCGAACCAGUUCAUCAACAGAGGACUCCUGAUGGAUUUGACUCUGUGCCACUGAAGACAUCCUCAGGAGGCCCAGACAUGGACCUGUGAGAGGCCCCGCCCUGCCUCCCCUGCCUCCUCACCUUGGCACAUCACCUUGCAAGCCUGUGGCGAUUUGGGUGCCAGCUUUCUGCUGGAGAUCUCUUCAUUGUGGCCUUAUCAGAAGAAAUUUGAAUUUCAAAUAUGUUUUUUUAAUAGAGUACCCAAACCCUCCUUUCUGCUUGCCUCAAACCUGUCAAAUACACCCACACUUUGUAUAUUA
Suricata suricatta (meerkat) is the source of this 3590-nucleotide messenger RNA. RefSeq names its product KIAA1324 ortholog (gene ELAPOR1). The coding region runs from base 114 to 3344 and encodes 1076 amino acids. NCBI's taxonomy places the organism in Eukaryota, Metazoa, Chordata, Mammalia, Carnivora, Herpestidae. Gene Ontology annotation, cellular component: extracellular exosome; late endosome; trans-Golgi network. The transcript is spliced from 25 exons. The record is from RefSeq and is a predicted model, not a curated record. Gene Ontology annotation, biological process: autophagosome assembly; positive regulation of vacuole organization.